Malania oleifera is the source of this 872-nucleotide messenger RNA. RefSeq names its product ubiquitin-conjugating enzyme E2-17 kDa-like. Lineage: Eukaryota; Viridiplantae; Streptophyta; Magnoliopsida; Santalales; Ximeniaceae. The transcript is spliced from 5 exons. Bases 192 to 638 code for a protein of 148 amino acids. Gene Ontology annotation, cellular component: nucleus. Gene Ontology annotation, molecular function: ubiquitin conjugating enzyme activity. The record is from RefSeq and is a predicted model, not a curated record. Gene Ontology annotation, biological process: protein polyubiquitination.
AUGCGAGGCGAGGCCCGAACCGAACAGAACCACCAAUCGCAGAGGUUGGCUGAGUGGCCGUCAAACCCGAGCCGCUCAUGUAAUAAAGAAAAAAAGGUCAAUACAUCCCCAAGCAACAUCUCGCCGCGUUAUCGGACCUGAAAAACUGGAAAAGGACAACUUUUGAAUUUCUCACUUCUUAGGUUUCAGGCAUGGCUUCGAAGCGGAUCUUGAAGGAGCUGAAGGAUCUCCAGAAGGAUCCUCCUACAUCCUGCAGUGCUGGCCCCGUUGCUGAAGACAUGUUUCAUUGGCAAGCAACAAUAAUGGGUCCUCCGGAUAGUCCUUAUGCAGGGGGGGUCUUUUUAGUUACUAUUCAUUUUCCUCCCGAUUACCCAUUUAAACCACCUAAGGUUGCAUUCAGGACGAAGGUUUUCCACCCAAAUAUUAACAGCAAUGGUAGUAUUUGCCUCGACAUCUUAAAAGAGCAGUGGAGCCCUGCCCUGACUAUAUCCAAGGUGUUGCUGUCUAUAUGUUCUUUGUUGACGGAUCCGAACCCUGAUGAUCCCCUGGUGCCUGAGAUUGCUCACAUGUACAAGACAGACAGAGCCAAGUAUGAGACGACUGCCAGAAGCUGGACUCAAAAGUAUGCAAUGGGCUAGUGUGCUUUACAAAGAAAACUCUGGGGGACCUGGUCCUCUCCAUCAAUGUAUAAAUGAAGUGUGAUUGCCCUCUUUUCUUCUGUAAUGGAAAAAUAAAAGGAUUAUGUUCAAAUAUUAUCCGUCAUAAAACAGAGACCAUGAUUUAGAUUGGUCGUAUGGAAAUUGGUGUUUGAGACAAUUCUAAAUGUUUUCAUAAACAUCUUCAAAUAACAACAAUAGCUGUUCGUUCGUUUA